Malurus melanocephalus (red-backed fairy wren) is the source of this 6796-nucleotide messenger RNA. It is a transcript of the gene WIPF1, whose product is annotated as WAS/WASL interacting protein family member 1. NCBI's taxonomy places the organism in Eukaryota, Metazoa, Chordata, Aves, Passeriformes, Maluridae. The record is from RefSeq and is a predicted model, not a curated record. Gene Ontology annotation, molecular function: actin binding. The coding region runs from base 622 to 1887 and encodes 421 amino acids. The transcript is spliced from 9 exons.
AGCUGAAGAACAAAGCAGCAUUAGUCUUGGUGCUUUUAAUAGGCUUCAGAUUUCAAAUAUUACAUUUAAAAUAUGCUGAUUGGGAAAGGAUAGGGCUUUGUGAGAGUUUUAUGUAACAACUGAAAACGAGAAAUUUGUAAGAUGGAAAUAUAAYUAAAUUGGAGCAGAUCCUCUGAAUACGCAGCUGUUGUUUCUCUGGAGGAGCUUAAGAUGCUCGGUAAUGCAGCAGAGGACUGCUGAGAGCAGGCUGGUCUGUUUGCAGGACUUGGUGAACGCGUGCGUUCGCACAGCGCUGCGUAGGCUUGGCUUCACACAGUUUCCUCUUUGUCAGUCGGUCUGUCCCUCCGCCAGCUUCCCCUCUCUGCUUGCUCUUUCGCAGUAACUGGGAACAGUUCCUGCAGUAUGGGCGAUGAAAACCUGCAGACACCAGAGACAGCACUGGUGCUUCACACCACUUUGGACUCCAUGAUUUUUCUAGAUAGUCAGCCCCAACUAUGGGUGAUAUGUCUGACUCCUCCUUCCCUAAAGGUUUCAUGCAAAGUCCGUUAAAGUCUUACUUCAGGAAAUAUUUCUUCUGAGGAAGGUUUCUUAGCAAGAGCAGACAGAGCUCAGCCUUCCACCAUGCCUGUGCCCCCACCUCCAGCUCCCCCUCCACCCCCAACAUUGGCCUUGGCAAAUACUGAGAAGCCAUCCCUAAGCAGGUCAGAACAAGCAGGGCGAAAUGCUCUAUUGUCUGAUAUUACCAAAGGAAAAAAGCUCAAGAAGACUGUUACUAAUGACAGAAGUGCUCCAAUUCUAGACAAACCCAAAGGACCUGGAGGAGGUGGCGGUGGUGGCUUUGGAGGAGGUGGCGGUGGCAGCAGCGGGGGUUUUGGUGGUGGCAGUGGUGGCGGCUUUGGUGGUGGUGGGCCACCUGCCCUUGGAGGCCUUUUCCAAGCAGGAAUGCCAAAGCUCCGAUCUGCUGCAAGUCGAGAUGCUGACAGCGGGGGAGGCCGCCCGCCCGUCCUGCCGCCCGGAGGCCGCUCCGCUGCCGCCAAGCCCUUCUCGCCGCCGAGCGGCCCGCCGCGCUUCCCGGGGCCGCCCUCAGGGCCGCGCAGCGCCGCCCCGGACCUGCAGAGGAGCCGCGUGCCACCGCCGAGGCCCGACGCCGGCUCCAAGCCUGAGGCGACGCCGCCACCGGUGCCCAGCACGCCCCGGCCCAUCGCCUCCAGCCUGCACAACCGGGGGUCGCCGCCGGUGCCGGGGCUGAGCCGGCAGCCCAGCUUGGGGCCCUCGCCCCCGCCCUUCCCGGGCAGCCGGGGCGCAGGGUCGGCGGGGCCCCUCCGGCAGCCCGGCCCCGGCGCUGCGCCCCCCUUCUCGGGCCGGCCGCCGCUGCCUCGGCUGCCGCAGAGGAACAUCUCGCUGGGCUCAUGCCCCGCACCCAGCCCCGGCCGCUCCGGACCGCUGCCCCCACCGCCCGGCGAGAGGCCGCCGCCGCCCGUCAGAGACCCGCCCGGCCGCUCAGGCCCCCUGCCACCACCUCCUCCCAUAAGCAGGAAUGGAAGCACUUCAAGGGCUUUGCCUGCCACUCCCCAGCUGCCUUCCCGGGCAGGACUGGACAGCCAGCGAGGUGGAGCACGGCCUCCGCUUCCCCCGGACCGGCCGGGCUCGGCAGCGCCGCCGCCACCGCCACCACCUUCAGCAGCUGUCAGAAACGGCUUCCAGGAUCCAGGUGAUGAUGAAUGGGAAAGCAGAUUUUCAUUUCAUCCUAUAUCUGAUUUGCCACCUCCAGAGCCAUAUGUACCCAUGAACAGAAGUUAUCCCAGUAAACUAGCAAGAAAUGAAAGUAGAGGUGGGUCAGUCCGAAAAGAAAGAGGUGCCCCUCCGCUCCCACCUAUACCAAGGUGAAAUGGUUCUGGCCAAUCUUUGGGUGACAUCUGUUCUCAAGUUUCCUUCAAGUCAGCUCUCCUGUUGACAUGACUGGAAAGUUGUCUGUCUUGACUGAUUUCCACUUUUGGCUUGUCAGCUGGAACAAACUUCAGUCUCUAUUACAGAAGUAGUAGAUGUGGCUUAUGGACUAUAUUUGCUCAAAGCUAUGAAUUUUAUUUGCUUAUACUGCAGGCAUUUUGUGGACCAUACACAGCAUACGUGCAUCAUGCUUACCAUGUCCAGCCCUGUCCCCUGGAGAGCUCCACGGGAGGUCUGGCUUUGAAUUUGAUAGAGCUUGAACAAACCUGUUUCAUUUACUUUGGGUACAGUAGCUGUAUUAUUUUAAUGAUAAAGUUUUUGAUGUUUUAAAAAACAGUUGCUGGGUAAAAAGUGUAGCCAUGAGUCCCCUGGACCCUUCUUAGCAUGCCUAACUCAGCCCAUCCACUUCUGCAAGCCAUGGACCUACUACAUGGUGACAAAGAAUUCAUCUUUAACUUUUUCACUUCAUCUUAGUCAAACAAAWUUUAAACAACACACAGGACAUCGUGCCUCAAGGAUGGAGUGUCUCUGGCCUUGUUUUUAUCUGCAGAGAAUCUUCCAAAGAAAAGCACAAGUGAAGAAUUCUUCAGCAUAAAAAGAUAUAUUUUUUUAUCCCUCUUUCCUAUUUUUUAWAUAGUGUUAUGCGUUCUGUGACCUAAUUCAUUCCUACUCUUAUGYGGACCAACUCACAUCAUGUCAUCCRUGCUCUGGAUUGCUGUAAUGCCCUCUGCCUGAUACUGCAUGCGAAGAGUCCUCAGAAAGUAGUCUGGGUGCAAAUACAGCAAUUACUGUAAUUGCAGGCUCCUCCUGUARAGCAUCACUAAUGCCAGUGCUCCACAGACUGCUUUUCAGUUGUUUCUUUGGUACAACUAAAUGAUGGGGUGUGACUUAAAAAGCUUCUUGGCAUUUAGGUCACAAGUCUCAGAGAGAUUGUGUUUGACUUGCAUUAUGGGGGAGCAACUGAAGUAAAAAUUGUUCCUAAGUGAAAGCCCUUUGAUGUUGUGAAAGGGGUCCAGGGUUUGUGCAUUCAGAUGGGAGCAUCCAAAAUUUGCUGUCUGCAGUGGUUCAAGAGAAAUGGAAUAAUUUGGUCUUCAGAGUUUACCAUGAAGCCAGUCCUUUAAAACUUUGCUGAAAGGAGUCUCUGCAGAGAGCUGCAAGGCUUAUAUUAGUAGAAGAAAGAGUAUUCUAACAUUGUGACAAGUGGUUAAUAUGUUUAAUGGCUUUUGAAUUUUGUAUAUAAGAAAAGAGCUCAUUGUUUGAGUGAAUGUUACAAGUGGAUCUGAGUGCGUAUAAAGUGCCUUUGGAAAUUAGAGGAAGAUUAUAAUUCUGGAUUUGAAAUAUUGGUGAAUGAUAGCUCUUUGUUAAUUGGACCUCUAAAGUAUGGCUCUGAAAAAUUUCCCCUCAGUCUCAUCAGCAGUAUGUUUUCUUCAGCGUUCUCCUUGGGAUCCCUACCAAGCCUGUGUCAGCAGUCAUGCUUCACGGAGUGUUGUUAAAAAAAAACUGAAACAAAACAUCAAAACUAGGCAUGUAGGUUAAGAAAAUGUUUCUCUAGCAUGGAAGACAUGAUCCUAAGCACACUCUGUGGCUAGAAUGAGGUSAGUCCUUGAAAACCUAGGGAAUUUAGCCAAAGAGAGUCUGGACCCCACUGAAAUGUCUGUGCAUAGGGCUUUUUGCUCUGUGAGCGAGGAGGGGYAGAUCCCCUGUCUGCCUGACAGCCUGGACAUCACAUUGAAGGGGAUGAGACUAGAGUUGGAUUUGGCCAUUUAAUUUGGUCUUUUCAGUGUUUGUUUACAAAAUCUUGCCAGCUGUGAUAGCAUUUCAUUAUGUACCUGUUUUUUACAUUUUUAUAUCURAUGACCUAUUUUAAGUUACUGUUUAUGGUCUUGAACCUGCAAUGAAAUGCGCAGGCGCGGGGAUGUAUCUGCAUCCAGUUGCAGGAUCGUGGCUGUAAGAGUUUCUUAAACAGAUACUGGUGGGACCUCCAUGUGACAGGUGCACCUUGGGAUCAAACCUAGCACAAUGCUGAAUUUGUUAUAUGUAUUUUAUGGAUGUCACUUAAAGUGCCUGUCUCUUUGGGAUAUUACUGUGUGAAUAGAAGUCCAAAUAAGAUUUUUAAGAUAAUAACUUAAAAGAUAAAUUAUUGUAUUCAUAUUUUAAAACUGAAGCACUUAAUAACUUUCUAAGGAACAAUGUUUUGAAUUUAAAAAUACAAUAUUUUCAGUACCUUGACCUGCCAAAUCCUUGUUAAUAUCCAUAUAGCUAUGCAGCCAAAAAAACACCCCAACCCUACAGAAAAUACAUGUUUUUUGUAAUUUACCUGCUUCCAACAUGACUGUUUUGUAAGUCAAUUAAAAUGCUGCCCAAUGUCCUGACAACUCUCUGUAUCACUCAAAAUAUCUUGUAUUUGAUCUUUUCAGCAAGGUUUUCUGACCAGAAAUCUGGACCACUACCAAAGACUUGGAAAACCAGCUUCAGUUUCAUUCAAAAUGUGCUGUAUAAAAGGCUCCUAGUUAACAAGCCAAGAAUCCUGAGCUGCUUAGGUUUUAGCAAUUCUUUUUUCCUCUAGAAACGUCUUCAGAAUGGACGUUUGGCAUACAUGUAAAAUAGCUUAACACUGCAGAAAGAGGCAUUUUUGUUCACAUAACGUUUCCAUUUAUAUGUUAUGCUGGAAUAUAUCCCUAGAUAUAUUCCAGAACAAUGCAGCAUUUUAUCAUUCAAUAUAUUGCUUCAUGUAACAGUAGCUAUUCACAGUAUGAUCAGUAUUAAAGUAUUUAUUUCACUAUGAAGUGUUAAAAAGCAUAAUACAAACCAGAUUGAAUCAAUGGUGCCUUAUGACUUUUUUAGUCAACUUUUCUAUGUCUCAAUAGAAAAAUUAAUAGAAGUUGCUCUUCCAGGUACUAACAUAAAUAGUGCCGACAGUAGCAUUUUACAGUGUUUGAGCCAAACCCUGCUGUUGUUAUGUGCUCAGUCUGCACAACCAGGUGGACUGGUUGGCUUCACAAUCAAUUGCUGAUAUCACACUGAAAAUUUAAACCUGUCCCCAAACCAGUGUGUGACGCUGCUGCUCACACARUCCAGCUGACUUCAGUGUGGUUCAAUAGGUUACUGAACUAAAUUUUAAUCACUGCUUGCAUAUAAGAUUUGCUGGGUUUGUUUCCAUGGCAUUGUAUUAUAAACCUUUACACCUCAUGCUGUCUUCUUACAUUACCACUAAGGCUCACAUUGUGUGAAAACAGCCGUGGAUGUUCAUUUUUGUUUAAUUCAACUCCAUAAAUAAAAUGAGAGUAACUUUCGUACCAUGUAAAAAUAAUUCCUCCUUUAUAUUUUUGGAAGAAAAGCACAUGUUAUGUUUGUUGUAACUCUGCAUUAGCCACUGGGAGAAGAGGUCACAGUGAUGAAUGUUCAGAGUUGUKAAAGGAAACUCAGUUUGUGAUUCAGGAAGUAAAUAUUUCUGUAAAUGAAAUAAAUAAGGUUGCAAAGUUCUUGUUUAAAAGCUGGCAUUUCCCAACACCAAAAGAAUCAUAAGAUUUUUUUUUUUUUCUGCAAAACAGAACUGUGAAAGAAGUUCCUUACAUUGUCACUUAAAAAACUGGGCGGUAGUUUCUUCUUGCAGCAUCAACUAUUUACAUGACACUUGUAGGUCUGUCUUGGAGCAGAGGAUAAAGGAGCUAAAUUCCUAUCAUGCAUCACAUGUAUUGUAAUACAACAAUUUUCUGUACAGAAGUAUGGAAAUAGAAAGGGUACUUUUUGCCUUGGAACUAAAGAAUGGAGUUGAAUGAUCAAACUGAGAUUAUUUCACCCAGAAUGUCAAAUGCUGAGGGACUUAAAAAGGGCCCCUUGGCCAUGGGAUGCUGGAAAAGAGAAGAUUGCUCAAKGAAAUAACAACAUUCAGCCAAUUGUUUUUUACCAGUACUGGAGUAAAAAUUACGGUAUAAAAUGUGCAUGCUUGUUGUUCCACAUUGCAGUGGUGUGAGCACCUUUGUCUCAGAGUURUGUGCAAACAACCUGCUACAGCGGUACAUUGACUCAGUAUAACGCAGAUUGUGUGAGCUUUAAUCUUUCAAACAGUAUUCGCCAGAAAAUAAGGAGAAUCUCACCUAAGAUACCCAGGAGCACAUUAAGUGCAAAUUCAUGGAAUGGUUCUUCAUGUAAAUUGGAUGAAAAUGGUAAUCUUGUAGCCUGUAAGAUGGAUGUGCUUGGACCAUCAGUUAAAACCUUAACUGGAGCAUUGACAAGGAGGGGAGUAUUGGAGUAACUGAGGCAGAAGCAGGGCACGUGUAUGGUCUCAGUGAGUAUGCAGCAGGUAGGUACGCUCUGAAAAAGAGAAAAUGGAAACCGCAUGUCUUGAAAAAGGGGGUAACCUUUCAUGUAUGUUUCCAUUUUGAAACACAGUUUGUGAUGAAUAUUCCUUAGUGUAAACUAUUGCAUGCAGGGGAAGACAUCUGRAUUUGGACUUCAAAAGCCACACAAGAGAGGGAAACAUAAAACAGGCUGAGCAGAAAGUAAUAUUUUUGUCAGUUGCUUAAAGUUUGAGCUUUUUAUAAAAUAUUAAUCUAGUUCUGUGAAUUUUUUUGCUUAACAUUUAUUUUGUAAGUGAUUUUGUUCUUCUUAUUUUUCUGUCUUAUACCAAAUAAAUUUUACUUUUAUUUAAUUGCUGGUGCAGACUGUUACAUUGAGGACAACCACAGUUGCAUCUUUAACAAAAGUGCAYGUUGGCUUCAGCAGGAGCAUAGCAGUGAGCCUGGCAGGAGCUGGGGUGAGCUGUUCUCCUCUCCUGCCUGCCAGUGCACAGCAGCACAGCAGUAAUGCUCAGAGGACUUUGGUCCUACAUACAAUGAAGAUUAGACAC